Molecule: messenger RNA, 1522 nt
Organism: Dunckerocampus dactyliophorus (ringed pipefish)
Lineage: Eukaryota; Metazoa; Chordata; Actinopteri; Syngnathiformes; Syngnathidae
Product: interactor of HORMAD1 protein 1
Exons: 8
Coding region: 79-1338 (419 amino acids)
Biological process (GO): meiotic DNA double-strand break formation; homologous chromosome pairing at meiosis; DNA recombination
Cellular component (GO): condensed nuclear chromosome
Source: RefSeq, a predicted model, not a curated record
GACAGUUAUGUGGGCGGGAGAUACGAAUGUCCCCAUUUGGCCAACUCGUCAUGAGAUGCUAACGGAAGAGGGGAAGCAAUGAAUCACACGGUGAACAUCAAAGAAAUGAUGAGUAUGCCAGCAGCAGGAAGCAGUACAGUGCUGUAUAUUGACAGAAGUGCAGCUGCCAACGGAGGCACCAACUUCACAGAUUCCCAGUUUUUCUUCGGCUCUCAAUUUUGGCGAGAAAAUUCGCAGGGCUUGUCUCAGGAAAUGAGUUUGUCCUCCAGGAACUCCCAGCAAAGUUCAAUAGAGGAAAGUGACCCAAAGUGUUUGACCAGUUAUCGGUCCAAACCCCUUCUGUUUGGCGACCCGAAGGACAAACACAAAGCGUUUGGACUUCUCGAUACGUUUGAGGAGGAGAAGAAAAAAGCAAAAGAAAAAAAUGACAGUAAUAUGCUUGCAAAGGAAUGUCUGCACAUUCGAGAAACCCUGAACAAAAUCCAGCAACUAAUUGUGGGCACGGAAGAAAACGCUUCUGAACGUGAAACGAUACUCCAAAAGUUAAGCAAUUUGUCCUCAGCAUUGCAAAACGUAAGCAGCAUCCAGAACGACAUUUCGAAGCAGUUUGAAGCUUUAUUGAACACUGUGAACUCACACAAAGAGAUGAUGAUAGAGUUGGGAGAGCGGGUGCAGAAGAAUGAAGUCACCAGCAUACAACUUGGCUCAAAUAUGCAAAGUGAUGUGGAGCAUCUGAGAAAGGAGCAGGAAAAAACCCGUUUGAAUCAUGAAAGCAUGCUUGAGGAGGCCCUGCAGCUGCUCAAUACUUUGGUUUCUGAGCAUUCAGCCAAGCUCUGUCCUGGAAAUGUGACUGACACGGCCAUGCAGACGUCACCAGGACAGGAGAACGGGAUUGAAACGGCACAGGAUUCCCAUACAUCGCAAGUUCCUGCUGCGGAUUUGGGAAUAAGGAAAGCCACAUCGAGAGUUUCCAGAAAGCGCAAAAAAAAGAGAGCUCUGGUGCCUCCCCAGAGAUCCAAUCUCACCGUCUCUGAUGAAAACAGUCAACCUCUCGUCAACGGUAGCAAACGGCGAAACCUGUCGAGGCCUCGCUGCGCCUCCUCUGGCGUAAACCAGGUAAGCAGUCGCAGUUUAUAUCAGCCAAACACAAAAGGCAGAUCAACUGAAGCUGCAGGAUGUUUCAUCACACCUCUCAGCUGUUGGUCUCAGGAGAGCAACAACUCUGACAUCCUCAAAGAUGUCAAGCCUAUCUUAGAGAAGGCGAAUACUGAGCCCAAUGCAGGGGCCGUCAUGACUCCUGAUGCUCUCUGGCGUUUGUUUGACAUGGAUUAUAACUGAGAUAAAUGUUUUUUGUUUUUACCUUUUUGCAUUGACGUUAUUGGGUUUGAGAAGAAUCUCGGCUGAAGAAGAAGCAAUGCAUGCAAGACAGAGUUCUUGUUCAUCUGCUCAAGUUUGAAUUUAACUUACUGUCUUUAACCUAUUCUGUACUUGCCAGUUGAAAAUAAACUAUAACCCGCUUGAA